AUGAUAAAGAUAAAGAUAGCAUUACCAAUAGAAAGAUGUCCGCAAUUCCGUGACCAGCCUCCAGGAUCAACCGCGACUUACAAUGGAAAGUGUUACAUAUUUUACAACCGCCAGCCGAUGCAAUUCCGGGAAGCUCUGUCAUUCUGUCGAGCCCGAGGAGGAACUUUAGUCGACGAGAGCAAUCCAGCCCUCCAGGGCUUUAUAUCGUGGGAAUUAUGGCGUCGUCAUCGCAGCGAUACCUCAAGCCAGUACUGGAUGGGCGCAGUGCGCGAUUCCAAGGACAAAAGUGUCUGGAGAUGGACAGGAAGCGGCGAUGAAGUCGCUGUUUCCUUCUGGAGUCUCCCUCAAGGCUCUCAGGAAGAUUGCGCGCGUUAUGAUGGAAGCAGAGGCUGGCUCUGGUCAGACACUCCCUGUACUGCAAGGCUCAAUUACAUCUGCCAGCACCAACCGCGGGCUUGUGGUAGACCCGAACAACCGCCAAACUCAACAAUGAUAAUCACUAAUCAAAGUGACGACUCCCCCGCAUCGUCUUCAUCUUCAUCAGGAAGCAAUUACCAAGUUGGCGCAACAGUUGCUUACAGUUGUGAUGCAGGAAGUCUCCUGAUAGGACCCGCGACUCGUACAUGCUUAGACACUGGAUUUUACAAUGAAUUCCCACCAGUUUGCAAAAGUAUUGAAUGCGGUUUUCCAGCUAAUAUCAAACACGGAGAGUACACGCUUAUCAACAAUACUAUAUAA
Cotesia congregata is the source of this 738-nucleotide messenger RNA. Lineage: Eukaryota; Metazoa; Arthropoda; Insecta; Hymenoptera; Braconidae. The record is from the annotation of a GenBank genome assembly.